AUGACGUGGGCGGAUCACGAUGGCGCUGUAUCCCGAUGCUCGGCAUGGCGGCAAGUGGCGCUACUGGCUGCGCCCACCAUGGGAAUGUACCUCUUGCUGAUGGCCACUGAGACCAUCUCCUUGUUGUGCUUGGCGCGCCAUGGCAGCGCUCGCGAGCUAGCAGGCUUAGGCCUGGGGAAUCUCGUCUACAACUGCGCAGCAUUGGCCGUCGGCUUUGGCUUUACUGGGUCCCAGGACACCUUGGUGACCCAGGCCUUCGGCAGCAACCGCUUGGAGCUGUGCGAGCUCUAUCUCCACCGCUGUCAGGUCUGGAUGUGUGGUCUCUUCCUCUUCAGCGGGACCUUCAUCGCCUUCACCGAGCCUUUAUUGCUUCUGGUGGGCGCCUGCGAUCGAGAGACGGCCGAGCAUGCGGGCAACUACACCAGGCUGAUGGUGGCUGGACUGCUGGGUACCUUCCAGUAUAGCGCCCUCCGGAAGUUCCUGACGGCGCAGAAACUUGCCAGACCGGGCAUGUGGGUCCAGGCCAUCUCGCUUCCUCUCCAUUACCUAUGGUGCACGCUGCUGGUCCCUCGAUAUCGAAUGCGAGGUGUUGGGGUGGCCAUGGCUUUAAAAGGAUGGAUCGACUUUGUCCUGCUAGGCCUUUAUGCUUCGUGGUUGUCGCCGCUCUCGAGCUGUCGUCAUUGGUGGCGAGUGUGGAAAGCCUUCAAAGGGGAUCGAGUCUGGCCGGGUCUUCUGGAAUACUUCUAUUUGGCGGUGCCUUGCGUCGCCAUGCAGGCGGUAGAAUGGUGGGCCUUUGAGUUGAUUGGGCUCUUUGCAGGCUACUUCCACUCACCAGAGAAGCUUGCGGCGCAUGUGGCUGCUUGCAACGUCUCAAACAUCUUGUACCUUGCUGGGACAGGUGCACAAAAGGCGACAGCAGCUUUGAUUGGAGGUGCUACCGGUCGAAAUGCCCAUGAAGAGGUGAAGCAAUUCUUUCGGGUCUCGCUGCAGUGGAACUUCCUCGUGGGGGGCUGCAUGGGCAUCGCGGUUUGUCUCGGUCAGCAGGUCAUCGCCGGAGCCUUUGCUCCGAAGAACCUUCAAGUGCAGGAGAUCCUGGUUAGCUUGCUGCCCUUGCUGGCCAUCCAAAGCAUGUUGGACGGCAUGAACCAAGUCAUCCAGGGGGCACUUCAAGGAUUUGGGCUGCAAGCCAAAGCUUCAAGAGUGUCGAUCUUUUGCUAUUGGGUGGUCAUGCUGCCUGCCUCCGGAGUUCUGGGCUUUCCCUUGCGCUUGGGCGUGCCAGGCCUUUGGCUGGGUUGCAUCGUGUCCGGCUGUGUGGCGUUGCUCCUCAACACGCUGCUCUACCGCCGUAGCAACUUCGAAGAGAUCGCGAGUGCGGCGCGGCUGCGGAUGCAGCUGGACUGUGAGAGCUAG
Durusdinium trenchii is the source of this 1410-nucleotide messenger RNA. The record is from the annotation of a GenBank genome assembly. NCBI's taxonomy places the organism in Eukaryota, Dinophyceae, Suessiales, Symbiodiniaceae.